CUUAUGAAUGUUGGCUACCCUAUUGCGUUUAGUAAAGUUGCUUGGUAUGGUAAUGGAUUGAUGUUUAUUACAUAUGAAAAGUGUAAAACGUUUUAGCUACUUAAACAACUACUGAUGAAAUUGAUAAACAAUUUACAUUCAUUAGAUUCAAUAUUGUGUUAUUAAUUGUACAAUGACAUAGGUCAUUUGUAUGGUAGUGAUUGCUUGUUUAUAUUAAGCUAACCUAUAAAACUAUGGAUAUUCCAACUCCUUCGAAUGUAAAUCACGGAUUUUCUCAGAAUACGGAUGGAUUUUUAAACAUACCUAUUGAAUCUGCAAACUUGGAUCCAUUGUCUACAAAACGUAGAAGCUCUUCACGUACAAUAAAACGCAGAAAAUUUGAUGAUGAACUUGUUGAAACAACAUUUAACUUACAACCUCCAGCUGCGAGUACAAAGUCUGCCUCUAGAUCUAGAACUGUUUCAAUUUCUACUACUCCAAUGGAAUCAGCUGUCCCUCAGCAAAAUGUCCCAAGCCCUAUUCAAGUUUCUGCAAAUGUUUCUCAAUCGGAUAGAUGUAAUCGACGGACAAGUAGACCAGGUGGAUCGAAUGCUCCUGGAAGAAAAAACAAAAAGAGUAAAAAUCAUUCGCAUUCAGUGAAUGCUACAAAGGAUUUAGGGAGAUGGAAACCAACAGACGAUCUUGCAUUAAUCACUGGUGUACAACAGACAAAUGACUUAAGAAUGGUUCACAGAGGUACAAAAUUCUCUUGUCGUUUUACAUUGCAAGAGAUACAGCAAAGGUGGUAUGCACUGCUAUAUGACAGUGCAGUCUCAAGAGUAGCAGUACAAGCUAUGCGUAAUUUACAUCCAGAAUUAAUUGCCAGUGUGCAAGCCAGAACUUUGUAUAGUAAAGCAGAAGAAGAUCUCCUUGGUACAAUAAAAUCGACUCCUCAACCAACAUUGGAAGUGUUUCAAGAACUUCUUGAAUCAAAUGCCCACACAUUCUAUUCUGCAAGAACUGCUAAAGCUUUAUUAGCACAUUGGCAAUUAAUGAAACAGUAUCAUUUACUUCCUGAUCAAACUGUACAAAGUUUACCAAGAGGUGAACAUGUUCUUAACUUUUCCGACGCGGAAGAAAUGAUUAACGAUACAGAAUUGAUCGAACAAAAAGAUGAGUUAGUAGAUGCGGAACUUAUUGCAGCGGACAGGAGAAAUAAAAGAGAGAUAAGAGUGUUAGAAAAUGAAUUAAGCAGGUGGCAGGUUCUGGUUGAUAGUGUAACAGGAGUAAAUCCACCAGAUUUUGAUAAUCAAACUUUAGCAAUACUUAGAGGAAGACUUGUUAGAUAUCUAAUGCGAUCGCGGGAGAUUACUGUAGGUCGUUCAACGAAAGAUCACAGUGUUGAUGUAGACUUGACAUUGGAAGGACCGGCAUGGAAAGUUUCACGAAGACAAGGAACUAUACGUUUAAGAAAUAAUGGAGAUUUCUUUCUUUCUUCGGAAGGGAAGCGACCAAUUUUUGUCGACAGCAGACCUAUUCUUGCUGGAAAUAAAAUGAAGCUUAACAAUAAUAGCGUAAUCGAGAUUGCAGGGCUCAGAUUUAUAUUUUUAAUAAAUCAGGAACUCAUUUCUGUCAUACGUCAGGAAGUAGUUAAAUUGAAUCUAAAACCAUGAAUAUUUCAUCUCAUUCCUUAAUUAGCACUUCUUUUAUAAGUGUAUACAGAACUGUAUAAAAUACGUAAUUGUUCAAUUCAGAAGGUAAUAAAUUUUGCUCAAUUUUUUACUACCAUUUUUUGCAUUAUUAUUAUCAAUCUGUAGGUAUAACAAGAAUUUCUUAGUUUAUUGUUAAACAUAAAUCGGUUAAAUGUAUAGUUCGAAAUAGUUUUCUCUUAUCAACCGUACAAAUUAAAUUGUAUAUAAGAAUAUAUGUACAUAUGAAAUAAUUGAACGGAUUUUAAUUAAUACUAAAUUAUAGUUAUUUGUUAGAAGUAAUAAAGCCUUAAUAAAAGUAUUAUUGUAAAUAAGAGUUUGAUAAUAAUAAUUGCAUAUGAAAAUUU
Osmia bicornis bicornis is the source of this 2035-nucleotide messenger RNA. RefSeq names its product microspherule protein 1 (gene Rcd5). NCBI's taxonomy places the organism in Eukaryota, Metazoa, Arthropoda, Insecta, Hymenoptera, Megachilidae. Gene Ontology annotation, cellular component: NSL complex; Ino80 complex; MLL1 complex. Gene Ontology annotation, molecular function: G-quadruplex RNA binding; protein binding. Bases 234 to 1652 code for a protein of 472 amino acids. The transcript has 6 exons. The record is from RefSeq and is a predicted model, not a curated record. Gene Ontology annotation, biological process: positive regulation of transcription by RNA polymerase II.